Molecule: messenger RNA, 640 nt
Organism: Salpingoeca rosetta
Lineage: Eukaryota; Choanoflagellata; Craspedida; Salpingoecidae
Exons: 2
Coding region: 69-221 (50 amino acids)
Source: RefSeq, a predicted model, not a curated record
UUUUCAACCAACCAAUAUCAAAGCAACUGCAAACACACACACACACACCGACAAGAACAACCAGCAACAUGGGAGCUCCCGCAGGCCAGGCAGCACAGAAGGGCAUCAGCGCCGUCCUCAACAACUCCACCAUGACCGGCCGUCGUAACAUGACCUUUGCCGUCCUUGCUGGUUGGGCUGUGGUGAUCAAGCUCGCCACUGGCGGCAAGAAGAAGGAGUAAGAAGGGUGUCCGCGCUGUUUGCCUUCAUUCUCGUUUUGUUCUGCUCCCGUUGGUUGUUGUGCUGUUGAAUUACCUCGUUGUUCCUCGCUGUUGCCUCCGUUGUUCCUCGUGGCUGUGACUUCGGCUAUUUGUCCCUGCCUCACUUGGUAUCUUCAACCCACGUGGUGUUGUCGUGCCCAAGGCAGUUUUGUCGUGUUUCCCGAAAGUUUCAUGUGUGGCUGUGUGGUUUACAUUGCAUGACUACCGAGCCAUCGUGCUUGCUGGGUGACCUGUGUCGCUGUGUUUCUGUGUUUGCAAGUGUGACCAAAUGCCUGACGCACAAACAGGCCACUGCCUCUGGCAUGUUCGGCCUGUGUCUGUGAUUGUGAUUGUUGACGUCGCGCCCGCCAGUCCUUGCUGCAGUAAACCACCACCUCGUC